Molecule: messenger RNA, 3090 nt
Organism: Trichomycterus rosablanca
Lineage: Eukaryota; Metazoa; Chordata; Actinopteri; Siluriformes; Trichomycteridae
Exons: 13
Coding region: 85-2715 (876 amino acids)
Cellular component (GO): cytoplasm
Molecular function (GO): D-aminoacyl-tRNA deacylase activity
Source: RefSeq, a predicted model, not a curated record
UGACCUGAUUUAACUAAAGAAAAUCACAAAGUGCCUUGUAAGCAUUAAAUGUAAGGAGCAAACUCAACAUGUCAAGAUAAUUGGAUGAGCUUUAGCAAGUUUGAUGAGGUGGAGAAAUAUCUUCGAUUUGGGACAUACACAAGUCAUGAUAAAGCUUCAAAAGGUGUUUUAAGAAGGUCUUGUAAGAAGUUUCGUUGGACAGGAGCUGCACUUUGGUACAUAGAUGGUAAACGUCAGCGUAAGGUGCUUCGCAAUGAAGAGGAGGUAAGAGCAGUGCUGGUCGAACAGCAUAACAAUCGUAAACAUGCUGGACGUUCCCGGUGCCUGAAAGCUGUGUCAGAUCUGUAUUACUGGCGCACUAUAACCAAAGACAUCAAUGACUGGAUAGAUAAUUGUAAAGACUGUUCAUAUCCCUCCAACCCAAUAGUGCGCUUACAAUGCAUUGUCCCUGGCUGUGAGAGCUCUGGAUUAAUUGAUAAUGAAGAAGAAAUCACUUUUCACAGGUUUCCUUUUGGUGAUAAGAGCCGGCUCAGCUGCUGGUUGAGCUUCUCUCAUAGAGACCGUUGGUCUAUUCACAGUAGAUCAGCUAUAUGUUCCAGACACUUCACCGAGGACAGUUUUGAGCUAAAUGGAAAUAUUGUCUGUCUUAAACCUGAUGCCGUGCCAACAAUCAACCCAUGUUCCCAGCCGAAGGAGGUGAGUAAUGAAUGCUCGGAUGAUGCCUGUAUGGAAACAGGUAUGGAUGAGCAUCCUUCUGUGGAUGAGGAUCUGGUCCACGUGGAGCAUCCUUAUUCCAAAGCUUCCACUGUGCAGACCGUUACUAAGGGAGGGAAUGUGGACUGUCACCUUCUGAGCUCCAAGUCAGAGCCUUAUUUCAGGAGGUACGAUGCUUUAGAGAAGUACUUGCGGACAGGAUUGUACACCAGUACACCCUACUGCACAAGGUACAAUGUCAGGAGAUGUGCCAAGCGCUUCUGUCUUCAAGAGGGAAUUUUGUAUUACAGGCAUGGUUCCAAGCUUCGUCAAGUUCUCCGAAGCAGGGAGGAAGUGGUUCACGUGCUAAAGGAGCACCAUGACAAACGAGGGCACUUUGGUAUGACCAGAUGUUUGAACUCUGUAUCUGAGCUUUAUUACUGGGGCACUUUGACCCGGGACGUAGAGGAGUGGAUUGGCAACUGCCAGUUCUGCAUGGAGAUGGACGAGACAACACAAAAGUACCGUUGUGCGGUUUACAGCUGCAAUAACUACAACGGGCCUCUGGAGAGGACGCUGGGGCUGACGUUUCAUCGGUUUCCCUUCGAUGACCCUAAGCGUCUGAACCUGUGGAUCAGAAGUGUUCGCAGAGAAAGCUGGCGUCCUCGACCCAGGUCCGUCGUCUGUUCCACUCAUUUCACUGAGGACUGCUUUGAUCACUCUGAAGGGUCUGUUCGUCUCAAGCCUCACGCCAUCCCCACCCUUCUACUCUGUACCUCACAGGAUAAAGAAGUUGAAGAUAGUUUCCAGAGUUUGGCUGAUAAGAGUGGUUGUUCUGAGGCACUGGAAAGUUUUAGUACCCAGCAUGCCUUUUUCACCAAAUAUGAUGCCAUUGAAAAAUACUUGAAUGGAAAAGGCUAUCCACCAGGUCUCACCUCUGUGGAGAAGAACACAUUCAGGAGACUCUGCUCUAGAUUUGCUGUCCAGGACGGCUUCCUGUUCUACCUGUCAGGCAGAGGGAUACAGAAGCAUGGAAGGCGCAGGGUGGUGAGGAGCAGAGAAGAGGUGCAAUCCACCCUCACCGUGUACCACAACGACAUGAACCAUCUGGAAUUUGAGAAGUGCUUGAAGCUAAUUUCACAUCACUUCUUCUGGGGCUCCAUGAGAGCAGACGUGGCUCUGUGGAUUCAACGCUGCCCCCAGUGUUCCAGCUCUGAAGAACUCUCCGGCAUCGAACCCUCUGCUAGUCCUGAGUUCUCUGAGCCUUUGGAGCCAAUGAUGGAACAAAUCAGUCCAGGACUGCCAGUUUCAAUGAACGGGGGAGCAGAAACGGAAAACGAGUUGCAUCUCUCGAUCGCAGAGCUAGCCGCUCAGCAGUGUCUGAUUAUUAGCAGACCUGAAAGUCUAAUUCCAACUCAGCCUGACAGCACUGCUACUGAAGGAGCAGUUACUGCACGAACAGACUCUGUGACAAGCAGCGUCAUUGGUUCUUACCGACUGCAUGAGGAAUGUAUAUCGGAGCGGAGAAGCUGCAGCAUAGGAGCAAGGACUGUUGUUCAGCAGUGCACGCAUGCUUUACUCCAGAUCAAACCUCAGACCUCUGAGUCGGAUUCAGAAUGGGUGGAGAUUCGUGAUGGAUUAGUGAUCUAUGUGAGCUUUUACAAAGGUGCCACUGAGAAGAUUAUCCGAAAAAUGGCGAGCUCCUUGCUCAAUGCAAAGUUCAUCCCCACCAGUAUGGGCAGGCAGGUAUCAGUCAUGGAGCUACCGGGAAGCGUUCUGAUCGUUCCUCAGGACACCAUGACUGGGGUGGUUAAAGGCAGCAGAGUGAUGCACCAUGACGCCGUUGAACGAUGGAAAGGCCUCCACCUCUACAAAAACUUUGUGUCUGAGUGUGAGAAAGAGAUGUCUGCAUCCAAAAAGUGUGUCGAGGCAGGAGUGGCCAUCAGAUACGGAGUCUACGGAAACAUGCAAGCCUUGUACCUGAACAGCAGUGCACCCCUGACUCAUGUAGUCGAGUUUUAAACUGGUGGUUAAAGUCAGCUGGUUUAAAGUUAAAUGUUUUUGUUGGACUUUUGUGUCCCAUGUUCAGUUUGUGCCAGAUUUCUGAUUCCUUUAAUAUGGAACUCCUGGAUGUAAAGCACAUUGUUUUGAUGUUUAUGACUGAAGUCUAAAAAUAUAAAUAUAUUAAGCUGUGUAAUGUAGCUUUUUUAUUGGCUAAAUGAUCGAACAGACAGAAGUAAAAGAUUAAUUAAAGUGGGUGUAACAAACACUUGGUAACCAGUAAUUACCAUAUUUUAGGUAGCUCACAGUUUUCAAACAGUGGGUCAGAUAUGACAUUUGGUGUAUUUUCAACCUAAGUAAAAUCUUUUAAAAGAGUAAAAUGUCAUGAAGUCACUU